This is a messenger RNA of Jaculus jaculus (lesser Egyptian jerboa), 1053 nucleotides long. It is a transcript of the gene Smim7, whose product is annotated as small integral membrane protein 7. Lineage: Eukaryota; Metazoa; Chordata; Mammalia; Rodentia; Dipodidae. The transcript has 5 exons. The coding region runs from base 85 to 312 and encodes 75 amino acids. The record is from RefSeq and is a predicted model, not a curated record.
UUCAGGACUGGCCCAUCGGCGUUUCUUUUCCCGCCUCUCCGGCGACUUCCGCUUCCGGGUCUGACGGAUCCUUCGGCCGUAAGGAUGAUCGGGGACAUCCUGCUGUUCGGGACGCUCCUGAUGAACGCCGGGGCUGUGCUCAACUUUAAACUGAAAAAGAAAGACACGCAGGGCUUUGGGGAGGAGUCAAGGGAACCCAGCACAGGUGACAAUAUCCGGGAGUUCUUACUGAGCCUCAGGUACUUCCGCAUUUUCAUCGCCCUGUGGAACGUCUUCAUGAUGUUCUGCAUGAUCAUGCUGUUUGGCUCUUGAGCUCCACACAUGGAAACCAGAACUCACCUUUCCAGAUGUUGAGGCUCCACUUCUCCAAUCCUGAUGAUUUCAGGAACGUUUAUGACCAGAAAACCAGGAACCUUCCUGGAAAACCUGAGCUCGUGGUGGGCUGAAAACUUCACCAAGAUGUUCUGGUUUCCUGCCACACCACUGUGUUCAGAGAUGGUGCUGCUUCACUCUAGGAACUGGAAUGUCUGUGCAUUGGGUUUCAGAACGUUUUCUGUAAGAGGCUGUGAAAACUGACAUGCCCUAGAAAAAAUGAAUAUAUACAGAUUGUUCCAUUGUAUUGGUAUCCCCUUCUGCCCAGCUUUCACAAGCAUCUGUUUUUAGAUUUUUCAUGGUGGAAUUCUGAUAACUCUUUUUGCUUAGCACAUAUAGACUAGCUUUGAACUUUUAAUCAUCCUUCAAAGUUCAUUUAUAUCUGGGGAUCAGCACCUCAGGGCUAGUUUGGAACCUUUUUGGGCCAAUCUUGGGAGCCCUGUUUUCAAAUUUUUCAUUUGCCUGACACAGUUCACUCAGCCACUUGUCGACAUGUCUGCUGUCCUAGGGACACCUAUCUUCCUGUUUAGACACUAAGCUUAGUAAGGGCAGAACUGAACUGCUGAGGUGUUAGAGCUUUGGGGCAGAGGACCUGGAGGAGUUGGCAGGGGUGGGUAGGGUGUUAGGAAGUAGUGUGCUUUGUUUUCAAGCCCUUUGUUAAAUAAAAUGACUGUGCUUUUA